GCCGCCAGGGGGCGCCGCAGGCUGUCUGGCGCUCAGCUCGCGGCCCGGGAGCGGCGGCGCUGGCGAGCGGCGGAGGCUGGCCCGGCAGCGGCCAUGGACCGGUUCGUGUGGACCAGCGGCCUCCUGGAGAUCAACGAGACCCUGGUGAUCCAGCAGCGCGGGGUGCGCAUCUACGACGGCGAGGAAAAGAUUAAAUUUGAUGCAGGGACCCUUCUUCUUAGUACACACCGACUAAUUUGGAGAGACCAGAAAAAUCAUGAGUACUGCAUGGCUAUUCCUCUUUCCCAGAUUGUGUUCAUUGAAGAACAGGCAGCUGGAAUUGGGAAAAGUGCCAAAAUAGUGGUUCAUCUUCAUCCAGCUCCUGCUCACAGAGAACCUGGUCCAUUCCAGAGUAGUAAGAACUCCUACAUCAAACUCUCUUUCAAAGAACAUGGCCAGAUCGAGUUUUACAGGCGUUUAUCAGAGGAAAUGACACAGAGAAGAUGGGAGACUAUGCCAGUUUCUCAGUCAUUACAAGCAAAUAGAGGACCCCAGCCAGGAAGAAUAAGGGCUGUAGGAAUUGUAGGUAUUGAAAGGAAACUGGAAGAAAAAAGAAAAGAAACUGACAAAAACAUUUCUGAGGCCUUUGAAGACCUCAGCAAGCUCAUGGUCAAGGCUAAAGAAAUGGUGGAGUUGUCAAAAUCAAUUGCUAAUAAGAUUAAAGACAAACAAGGUGAUAUCACAGAAGAUGAGACCAUCAGAUUUAAAUCCUAUUUGCUGAGCAUGGGGAUAGCAAACCCAGUCACCAGGGAAACCUACGGCUCUGGCACACAGUACCACAUGCAGCUGGCCAAACAGCUGGUUGGAAUAUUGCAGGCACCUUUAGAGGAACGAGGAGGAAUAAUGUCUCUCACAGAGGUGUACUGUUUAGUAAACCGAGCUCGAGGAAUGGAGUUGCUCUCACCAGAAGAUUUAGUGAAUGCAUGCAAGAUGCUGGAGGCGCUGAAAUUACCGCUCAGGCUCCGAGUUUUUGACAGUGGCGUCAUGGUAAUUGAGCUUCAGUCCCACAAGGAAGAGGAAAUGGUGGCCUCAGCCUUGGAGACAGUUUCAGAAAAGGGAUCCCUAACCUCAGAAGAGUUUGCCAAACUGGUGGGAAUGUCCGUCCUGCUGGCUAAAGAAAGGUUGCUUCUUGCAGAGAAGAUGGGGCAUCUUUGCCGAGAUGAUUCAGUGGAAGGCUUGCGGUUUUACCCAAAUUUAUUUAUGACACAGAGCUAAGGGCUUUGUACUGGAAAUACUUCUUAUCCAAAUACUUGCAUCAUGUAGGGCUUAUAUAACAUUGAGCUAAGAGUAAACCUUGAAAGACAGAAUUUACUGGACUUGUGCAGUACAAUAGAAAACCCUUUUACUCCUCCCUAAAUAUUAGGGUCCAGGAAGCUUAUUUAGGGUAGAUAUAGGAAAAUCCAGAAAAAUGGAUGCCUACAUGAAUUUGAAAUUGUGCUAUAUCUGUAUAGGACCUUCAGAGUGUAGCUUAAAAUAUGGUGGAUUUUAACUUGAACCCUCAAGUUUAACUUUUUUUUUUUUUUUAAAGAAGCAAAUUUAGUUCAUGGGGGGAAAACAGAGAAGCUGCAUGUUUGGACAGGUUAGAUCAUUAUCUUCAUGUGAUCAAAAUUCACAGAAUUAUAAAUGAGGUUUAAUAAAUGCCCAUUUCAGAUGGUCUUCAUGAAACAACUCAUACCCACAGGGUAGCUUAAGAACUGAACAACAUUGGAAUAAAAUAUCGAACCACAGAAUGCUCUAGGCAGCUCCCCUAAGUGCUUUUGGGAGUAUUUAUCAACAUAUCUUCAUCAAACCAAAUAAAGCUCCUUAGACAUGGAGAACUUUAUUUGACUUACAGAAAUAUAUAACAUGAUAUUUUUCUUUUUCGUGAUGAUUUCAUGACUAGCAUUUAAAGAAUGCAGCUAUGUCAUUUUGUUUUAAAAAUGCUGUGGAUUUGUAACCUGACUUAAAGAGCUGUAUAGACAUGCCCAGAGAUAUGAUUCAAAUUUCGAAAGUAGAUGGCUCAGGAAUUCCCAAGAAUGCUUGUCAGAUGGAGGGCCAAGGAGAGCCUUUCACUAAUUUCACAGGAAUCUUGGUGCUUUUUUUACCUCAAAGCCAAGGACAGGAAAAUAGAAAGUAUAAUAUGUCUCCUUUACCUUCCUUUAAGGAGUUUCAAAACUAAACUUUAAAAAAUUCCAUCAGAUUCCACCUAUAUAUUUUUUUCUUUGCUCCACACAUUAAUAAAUUUUGUGGAGAAACUAUCUCAGUGAACAGAAUUACUGAGAUAACAAGAACCGGCUAAUGUUGAAUUUAGGUUGCUUGAGUUUAUAAGUGGACUGCCUGACUUCAUCUGUGACUGCUAGACAGCACACAGCAUGGUGGCAUUACCUCACACUCAGGGACCCCUUAGGGACGAAGGAGACUUUCUGAGACUUGAGGUGGAAGUGAAAGGUAGUGAUGGCUUUUGGCCAAGCCUCCACAAGGGACAAUAUCUUUAUUAAGAGAAUUAUUUGGAACAGGAGGAAGGGAUACCCGGGCUCACAAUUGGGAUCCCUAAGACAUUUCGAGUGUGGUGCCAAAGGCUGCUACAAUGUUCCUUCCGGAAGUUGCAGCCCCAAGGAAGCCCUCCAAGUGCAAGAAGAGUCAAGCCACAUCCUGCCUGCAAAGUGGCCAUCACUGCUUGUAACCCCAGUACUGUGACUGAGGCACCUUGUCUUUGGUCUUGUUUUCAAACCUAGAACUGAUUCUACCUUGUGGUUAGAGAGCUCCUAACUCCGUACUUGCUCAGGCAUGGGUCUGUUGUGGGGGAAGAUUUAGUGUCUGCGUGCCCAAGCCCUUUGGGUCAUAGUGUAAGAUUAACUCUAUGUUAGCACUUACUCUCACAGGUUUGCUCUCAAGUGCAUGCAUGCAUGCUUGCACACACACACACACACACACACAGUUAUCUCAGUUGCCUAAAGUUUUUAAAAAUUACAGACAUUUAAAAGUGCUAAAGUCUAUUUUACCAUUUGGAGUAAGCUGCAGUUGAAAUUGUUGAGCUAGUUUAUCUAGCUCCAGUGAUUUGAACUAUAGCAAACUCUCAUCAUUCAAGAGAACUUAGUUACAUUAGAGUGACAACAGAUUAACAAAAACAGAGCAAUCUGAGUUAAAUAAAGUGAACUAAAAAGGAAGAAAAAUGACAAGAAUAUAUUUUGCAAAUGUCUCAUUAAUUAGAAACAAAUAUGAUUGAUUUUAUUGUUUUAUGUUUUAGUGGGUCUUAACAGUCUGCUGAUCGCCGUAUAUCUGCUUUUAUCUUUCUGUUGUUGUUGCCAAGUAAGGAGUUAUUUUGGUUUUCUUAUUGGUAGAGGUUAUGUUUAAAUACAACCAAUCACGCCCUAAGUGCAAAAAAGUUCUGUCUUGGUGCUUUAUCACUGGUAUAAUUAUUGUUUUUGUUUUCCUAACUUUGCUCUUAGGAACAUAAAUCUGUAGCUUUUUGUUACUGGAAUAUUUCUGGUUAUAUACUGUCAAAAUUUUUUUACAUUGUACAAGCAAAGAUUGUUUACAUGGUUAAAUGAUUGUCAUUAAUGUAUAUAGGGUAAAAUUACUGCAAAAUUUGAAAAUGUUUUUUCUUGGUAUUCUUUUUAAAUACUGUUUGAAAAAUAUGUGGAAAUGAUAAACCUUUAGUCAGAAUAAGCCAGUAUGCCAAGAUUUUUUCUUCUAAGUUUUAUGAUCAAGAGUUGAUUAUAAAUAUUUAUAAUCUCAGGCUCUUAAAGUUUUGGCUGUUUUAAAAGAAUAUCAGUGGCUCAUGAACUGUUUUUAAGAAAAUUCUUGAUGUGAAUUUCACUGUUGUUGACCAUAUGUAUUCAUGUGAAUGUAUUACCUCUUGUUCCCCAUUACCAGACUACUCUGGCCAGAUGUGGAUUCAUCAUGUCAUUCUCAUGCUCCAGUAGUUUAAAUGACUCUCCUUUGUCUAACAAUCUCAGAUUUUCAUUUUGGUUCAGUAGAGUUCAUUUUAUCAGGUGGUUAGGUUUUUAAAGACUAUGGCUAAGGAUGAAAUCAAGCAUGCUCAAAAUGAUCCUCAAACUCUCCUAAAUUGCCAAUAAAGUACUCUAUACAGUCUA
This is a messenger RNA of Condylura cristata (star-nosed mole), 4115 nucleotides long. RefSeq names its product vacuolar protein sorting 36 homolog (S. cerevisiae) (gene VPS36). NCBI's taxonomy places the organism in Eukaryota, Metazoa, Chordata, Mammalia, Eulipotyphla, Talpidae. The record is from RefSeq and is a predicted model, not a curated record. Gene Ontology annotation, molecular function: ubiquitin binding; phosphatidylinositol-3-phosphate binding. The transcript has 14 exons. The coding region runs from base 94 to 1254 and encodes 386 amino acids. Gene Ontology annotation, biological process: protein transport to vacuole involved in ubiquitin-dependent protein catabolic process via the multivesicular body sorting pathway. Gene Ontology annotation, cellular component: ESCRT II complex; late endosome membrane.